Vidua macroura (Pin-tailed whydah) is the source of this 439-nucleotide messenger RNA. RefSeq names its product FKBP prolyl isomerase 2 (gene FKBP2). Gene Ontology annotation, biological process: protein peptidyl-prolyl isomerization. NCBI's taxonomy places the organism in Eukaryota, Metazoa, Chordata, Aves, Passeriformes, Viduidae. Gene Ontology annotation, molecular function: peptidyl-prolyl cis-trans isomerase activity. The record is from RefSeq and is a predicted model, not a curated record.
CAAUCACCUGACGGGAAACAACGCGUCACGUGGCCGGAAGCGGCGGCGCGGCGGCGGUCACGUGAUCCCGACGGGACCCGCGAUGGCGGCGGAGUGGCUGCUGCUGGCGCUGGCGCUGGCGCUGCCCCCCGAGCGCCCCCUGGCGGCCGAGCCCCGCAAGGUGCAGAUCGGGGUGCGGCGGCGGCCGGAGCGCUGCGGGGAGAGAUCGCGGCGGGGGGACGUGCUGACCCUGCACUACUCGGGCACGCUGGAGGACGGGACCCCCUUCGACAGCAGCCUGAGCCGGGAGCAGCCGUUCGUGUUCUCGCUGGGCACCGGGCAGGUCAUCAAGGGCUGGGACCAGGGGCUGCUGGGGAUGUGCGAGGGGGAGAAGAGGAAGCUCGUGAUCCCCCCGGAGCUGGGUGAGACCCCGAGAACCGACCCCAAAAUGGGGAAAAAA